This is a messenger RNA of Camponotus floridanus (Florida carpenter ant), 516 nucleotides long. RefSeq lists its product as uncharacterized. The transcript has a single exon. NCBI's taxonomy places the organism in Eukaryota, Metazoa, Arthropoda, Insecta, Hymenoptera, Formicidae. The record is from RefSeq and is a predicted model, not a curated record. The coding region runs from base 1 to 516 and encodes 171 amino acids. Gene Ontology annotation, molecular function: nucleic acid binding.
AUGGGUGACUUGCCUUCGCGUCGAGUCACUCCCGCAAGACCGUUCCUCCAUACUGGCGUCGACUACGCCGGACCGCUGAUGCUGAGGACCUCAAAGAGGCGCGGCCAUCGCGCAUACAAGGGCUACCUCGCAAUUUUUGUCUUCAUGAGCACAAGGGCCGUCCAUCUGGAAGCAGUCUCGGACAAUUCUGCAGAUGCCUUUCUUGACGCGUUGCAAUGGUUCACGGCUCGCCGAGGUCUGUGUCAAAGCAUCACAAGCGAGCACUACCUUUGUAGGAGCGGACAGCGGCAACUUCGAGAGUUCUUCACCACUAAGAAUCCAGAGCUACGACAGAUCGCCGAUCAACUAGCAAAUGAUUGGAUUGUUUGGCGCUUCAACCCUCCCUCUGCUCCGCAUUUCGGCGGACUCUGGGAGGCAGCAGUGAAAUCGGUGAAACACCAUCUUCACCGAGUACCAGGCGAGACCUCGUUAACGUACGAGGAACUGCAGACUUACUGCGUGCUUCCUGCACGUUAA